CCCUUUCGUCUCCGCCCAGCAGCAACGGCACCCACCGAAUCCGCCCCUCCCUCUUUCCGUUCCGCCUCGUUGCGCUCGCUCUCGCUGCGCCGCCCGCCCCACCUCACGGAGCUCACGGCAACACCGGCAGGGACGGAAAAGGAAAGCCGAGGAGGCGAGGAGAGAGAGAUACAAGGCAGGCAGCCAGGCACAGGCAGCCCGCGGCUGGCUACGGGGCCAAAACCCUUACGCGCGACGCGGCCCCCUCCUCUUCUUCUCUCUCCCACCACCGCCCUCCCCUUGCCAUUUUUGCCGCAGGAGCCGCCGCCAUCCGAUCCGGAAGAGGGAGGAGGGGGGAGGGAGGAGGAUCUGUGUCCCGAUUCGAUUGGAGCUCUCGUCCCCGGCGGUCCAGGAUGGUGCGGGGCAAGACGCAGAUGAAGCGGAUAGAGAACCCGGCCAGUCGCCAGGUCACCUUCUCCAAGCGCCGCAACGGCCUGCUCAAGAAGGCGUUCGAGCUCUCCGUCCUCUGCGACGCCGAGGUCGCGCUCGUCGUCUUCUCCCCGCGCGGCAAGCUCUACGAAUUCGCCAGCGGAAGUGCCCAGAAAACAAUUGAACGUUAUAGAACGUACACAAAGGAUAAUGUCAGCAACAAGACAGCACAUCAGGACAUUGAGCAAGUAAAAGCUGAUGCUGAGGGCCUGGCAAAGAAACUGGAAGCACUUGAAGCUUACAAAAGAAAACUUUUGGGUGAGAGGUUGGAAGAAUGCUCCUUUGAAGAACUGCACAGUUUGGAAGUGAAACUCGAAAAGAGCCUUCAUUGCAUCAGGGGAAGAAAGACUCAGCUGCUGGAGGAGCAACUCCAUAAGCUGAAGGAGAAGGAGAUGAAUCUGCGCAAGAGCAACGAAGAUUUACGUGAAAAGGUAAUGGGGGCGAAAACAUUUUGCAGACGCUGCACUGCGGCAAGCGGCAUGCCAACAACCCAAGAAAACAGGCUUUGAUUCUACCGCCUUACCUCGACUUCCUGUGCUGUGAUAUCUUAUUGCAAGAAGCAGCCGCCGCCGCCGCCGCCUAUGCUGAUGGCUCCUCCGCCGCCUCCAGCGCCGGCAGCCAUCGAUCACACGGGGCCGAAGGAUGUCGGGAUGGACGUGGAGACGGAGCUGUACAUAGGAUUGCCCGGCAGAGAUUACCGCUCAAACAACAAAGACAUGACUGCACAGUAGCUGUCAGGUCAGGUCAGGUCAGGCUAGCCAGCAGUGCAGAGAAUAAUCUUAGAUCUGUGGUGCGGAGAACUGGAGAUGCAAGCCAAGCCCAAGCCAAUCAACAUGAUAAGGAUCAUGAGUGUCGCGUCGUGUUUUACAAACCUGUCCACCGUCCGUCAAAGGCACAUGCGCCAGAACGUCCGUCAGAGAACACUUACCCCCUCAUCUCCCUCUAUUAGCUAGCUGCUCCGGCCUGCUCAUGUCGAAACCUUCUGUUCAAGUAUGUUCUCCUCCUGAUGAAUU
Zea mays is the source of this 1481-nucleotide messenger RNA. RefSeq lists its product as uncharacterized. Bases 393 to 977 code for a protein of 194 amino acids. Gene Ontology annotation, molecular function: RNA polymerase II transcription regulatory region sequence-specific DNA binding; DNA-binding transcription factor activity; protein dimerization activity. Gene Ontology annotation, biological process: positive regulation of transcription by RNA polymerase II. The transcript is spliced from 8 exons. Gene Ontology annotation, cellular component: nucleus. Lineage: Eukaryota; Viridiplantae; Streptophyta; Magnoliopsida; Poales; Poaceae. The record is from RefSeq and is a predicted model, not a curated record.